AUGGCACCUAAAAUUGCAAAAACUGCCAAACCAGUUGAAUUCAAAUAUCCAAGAGUCAAUGAUUGUAAAUUCAAAUUUGGAGCUCAUGUAUCCGUAAGUGGAGGUGUAUCCAAAGCCAUUCACAAUGCUAUGGAUAUUGGAGCCAAUAGUUUCGCCAUGUUUUUAAAAUCUCCAAGAAAAUGGGUAUCCCCAGAGAUUCCUGAUGCUGAAGCUAAGAAGUUUCAAGAUUUAUGUAAAGAAUUUGGUUAUAAUCCAAGAACCGAUAUAUUACCACAUGGAUCAUACUUCAUCAAUUUAGCCAAUCCAGACAAAGAGAAAGAAGAAAAGGCUUAUGGAUCAUUUGUAGAUGAUUUAAAGAGAUGUGAAAAGUUGAAUAUUGGAUUAUACAAUUUUCAUCCAGGAUCCUCAUUGGAUGGUGACCAUAAAGAAGCCUUAGCUCAAUUAGCAAAGAACAUCAAUAAAGCUAUAGCAGAAACUGAGUUUGUGAAGAUAGUCAUUGAAAAUAUGGCAGGUCAUGGAAAUUUAAUUGGUUCAAACUUACAAGAUAUUCGUGAUGUCAUUGAUAUGGUCGAUAACAAGGAAAGAGUCGGAGUGUGUGUAGAUACUUGUCAUACAUUUGCAGCUGGAUAUGAUAUAAGUACCGUUGAAUUAUUCAAUGAUUUUUGGAAACAAUUUGAAACUAUCAUUGGUUGGGAUUAUUUGAGUGCUAUUCAUUUAAAUGAUUCCAAAGCUCCUUUAGGUGCCAACAGAGAUUUGCAUCAAAAACUAGGUCUUGGAUUUUUGGGUUUAGAAUGUUUCAGAAUCAUUGCCAAUAGUGAAAAAUUACAAAAUAUCCCCAUUAUUUUGGAAACUCCUAUUGAAAAAGGUGAAGAAGACACUCUCUAUGGAGAAGAAAUCAAGCUUUUGGAAUGGCUUCAACAGAAAGAAGUCGAUGACGAAGAGUUCAUAUCUAAACAAACACAAUUAUCAAAUAAAGGAGCCAAAGAAAGAGCUGAACAUUUGAAAAAAUUCGAAACUAAGACCAAAAAAGCUGCUACCAAAGCCGAAAAGGACGCUGCCAAGAGGAAGAAAGGAUCCCUUGACUCUUUGAUGGCUAAGAAACAAAAAACUGAGUAA
Molecule: messenger RNA, 1116 nt
Organism: Yamadazyma jaroonii
Lineage: Eukaryota; Fungi; Ascomycota; Pichiomycetes; Serinales; Debaryomycetaceae
Source: the annotation of a GenBank genome assembly